GUUGUUUAGCCCAGUAGCAGUUUUGUUUACUGAUAUAACAGCGGAAACAGGAAGUGGGAUUUGGCGGCAGAAUAUAAGCCUGGUUGCUAGGCGACAACCCUGUUCCGGAAAGUGCCCUACUGCGCAUUUCAGAGAAACCGAAAGCAAAAGUGCAGGCGGCUCUUCCUCUCAGCGAGAGCUCAGAGAGAUCAGUGUGAGCUGAGUGUGAGUUGAGUGUGAGUUCAGCACGAUGGCAGAGGCCAGUAUUUCUUUAGAUGAGGAGAACUUCAACUGUUGCCUCUGUAUGCACCUGCUGAAGGACCCCGUGACCCUUCCGUGCGGACACAGCUACUGCAUGGCGUGUAUUAAUGAAUUCUGGGACAAACAAGAAACCUUCGACUGCCCCCUGUGCAGAGCGAGCUUCGAGCCCAGGCCUGACCUGCGCAGGAACAACAUACUGACUGAGGUGGUCCAGAAACUGCAGCAGACACACCUGCAGGGCUCUCUCUACCAGUGCUGGGACCUCUCUUCCUCUGAAGGUCAGGAUGUGGAGUGUGAUUCCUGUGUUGGGGAGAAGAAGAAGGCUGUGAAGUCCUGUCUGACCUGCCUGGCUUCAUUCUGUGAUGACCACCUCCAGGCUCACCGCGAGUCUGCCGCCUUCAAGAAACACACACUCGUGGCAGCAUUCAGGAACCUGCAGGAGACCACCUGCACCAAACACAACAAACUUCUGGAGGUCUUCUGCCGCAAUGACCAGAGACUCAUCUGCUCUCAGUGUCUGUUGGACAAACACAAAGGACACAACACCGUCUCUGUCCAGGAAGAGUGGGAAGAAAAGAAGAAGUGCCUUGCAGAUCUACAGAGAAAAUACCAGAACAGACAGGAAACGAGAGAGAAAAUUCUGCUGCAGUUGAAGGAGCUUAUGGAGUCUUUCAAGCACUCUACACAGGCAGCAGUGGAGGAGAGUGAGAAGAUCUUUGGUGAGCUCAUCCAGUCCAUUGAGAAAAGGAGAUCUGAGGUGACAGAGAUGAUCAGAGCUCGAGAAAAGGCUGAACUGUAUCAAGCCAGAGGUCUCCUGGAACAACUGGAGAAGGAGAUUGUAGAAAUAAACAAAAAACACACUGAUCUAGACAAGCUUUCCCACACAAAAGAUUAUGUCGAGUUGCUUCAGAAAUCUCAGGUUGUGUAUACCGAUACUGAAACCAAUGAUGCUAUAAAGAUAGCUCUCAAUAAAGAGCCACCAUUUGAGAAAUUCAUGACAUCUGUAUUGGAGCUGAAAAAGCAAAUGGAAAGCUUCUGUGAGGAUGGACUGAAGACCAUUUUUAAAAGUGUGAACUACAAGUUCAUUACAGAUGCUGAGCCAGAAACCAGGGAGGACUUUCUCAAAUAUGCCCGUGUUCUAUCUCUGGAUCCCAACACUGUGAAUAAUAACCUCCUGCUUGAAGAGUGCAACACAAAGGUGAUCAGUGACGGUAUGAGCCAUUCAUACCCUGAUGAUCCUGAGAGAUUUACCUACUGGCAGCAGGUGCUCUGUAAGCAGAAUGUGUCUCAGCGCAGUUACUGGGAGGUUGAAGUGUGUGGUGAAAAUGGGGUUUCUCUUGCAGUGUCUUAUAAAGCAAUUCAAAGAACUGGAUGUGAAAAGGAUAGCAGGUUUGGGCAUAAUGGUGAGUCCUGGAGAUUAGUUUGCUAUCCUUCUAAAUACCGGUUCUGGGAGAAUGAUAAUCAGAUUGAGAUUUCUGGACCGGCAUCCAAAAGAAUUGGUAUCUAUCUUGAUGAAAAGGCAGGGACUCUUUCGUUUUACAGUGUUACUAAUAAAAUGAUCCUCAUUCAUAAAGUCAAAACCAGAUUCUCUCAGCCCCUGUAUCCUGGGUUUGGGAUAGGUUCUGACUCUUAUGCAAAGCUUUGCAUUUACGCCUCAAGUAAUGAUACUGGUGAGAUCUCCAAGAAGAAAUGAGACACUGUCUUGGUUGUAAUGAGUAAAGAUGAUUUUAAGAAAUACCUCCAGUAAUAUCCAGUAAUGAUGAAUAGUUGUUUACACAUAACUCAGAGUUUCUGCCCACCUCAGCAACAAAGAAAAAUGUCAAAAGAUUAUGUAUGUAGCCUAAUGCAGAAUUUUACAUAGAAGCAUAAGCCAGUGUUUGAUAUUUGUCGUGUUAAUUUUAUUUCCUAUUUACCAUUUACUUACAGAGGUAGUGAAAAGGAGUAGAGGUUAAAAUGUCUACAGUGUUAAUAUAAGCGUUAUAUUAAAAACAUUAGAACAAAUGUGUUUGGACUAGGGGUGUGCCGUAUCGUAUGCGAUAAUAUACUGUUUUUAGCAAAAGAAAAAUUCACACUGUUCUAAUUUCCCAUUGUAUAUCUACUAAAGACAGAUUAUAUCUGUCCAGUAUCAUUUAUUUUACUUUAAUCCUGGAUAUAUGGAGAUAUUUGGAGUGCAUUAUUAUUAUUAUUAGUAUCAUGACAAUCUGGACAUUGACUUCUGUUACAAAUCUGAUAAAAUUCUUUUAUUUUUUAAUAUAUCAGUUAGGGGUGUAUCAUAUCGUAUGCAGUAAAAAGUAUUUUCAUUUUGUUGCAGUAGUGUAUUUUUUAAAUAUUUUUUUGUAAUUCAGUGUUUUUCGCCAAGACUAUCGUUAUGGCGAAAACACCAUGAAAUAUCGUGAUAUUAUUUUAGGGCCAUAUCGCCCACCCCUAGUUUGGACGCUAGUUUUCCAACCACUAUGAAUGUAUUUAAAAGUACAUUUUAUGUCAAAACGUAAGUUUUUUUUCUGUUAAAUGUGAAGUUGUCGCUUGCUGAUAAAAAACAAAACAUGAAGGAAUUUAUUAAUUAUUUAUUAGGAUAAAUCACUAAGUUGAUUCAGUCGCUUACUUUAAAAUGACAGCAUGAACAUGUUCAUCCAUAGAUAAUAUAGCCCUCUUCAGUUCAAUGUAAACAUCUUCUGUUUAAUUUCCUCAGUAUUCUGUUAUGUUAUUUUGAAUAUCUUGCAGAGUUCUCUGAUAUUUAGUGACAAAAAAAAACUCCUACCCAGUUUUAAAAUAUAACAAAGUAAUGUAUGAAGCACGCCUUAUUUGUGUAAUUGCCUUUAAAUUUCUGACCAAAUAAAGCUUUAUUAAACUGCAUAAUGUCUUCUUGUUAGUUUCUUAAGAACAAU
Molecule: messenger RNA, 3125 nt
Organism: Astyanax mexicanus (Mexican tetra)
Lineage: Eukaryota; Metazoa; Chordata; Actinopteri; Characiformes; Acestrorhamphidae
Product: tripartite motif-containing protein 16
Exons: 6
Coding region: 230-1933 (567 amino acids)
Molecular function (GO): protein binding; zinc ion binding
Source: RefSeq, a predicted model, not a curated record